CACCACCGCUCGCCGCCACCCACGACGAAUCAAUCACUCUCCCAUCCCAGUUCAUCGAUCCUCCCCGUCGUAGCAUCAUCAAACCAGCUAGCCAGAUCGAUCCAUCGCGAUGGAGGGGUGCGACCGGAUCAGAGGCCCGUGGAGCCCGGAGGAGGACGGCGCGCUGCGGCUGCUGGUGGAGCGCCACGGCGCGCGCAACUGGACGGCCAUCGGCCGCGGGGUGCCCGGCAGGUCCGGCAAGUCGUGCCGCCUGCGCUGGUGCAACCAGCUGUCCCCAGGCGUGGAGCGCAGGCCGUUCACGGCCGAGGAGGACGCCGCCAUCGCGCGUGCCCACGCUAGGCUCGGCAACCGCUGGGCCGCCAUCGCGCGCUUGCUCCGCGGCCGCACCGACAACGCCGUCAAGAACCACUGGAACUGCUCCCUCAAGCGCAGGCUCGCCGAUGUCGGCGUUGCAGAGGAGGAGCGGCCGUGCAAGCGCGCCAGCGUCACGCCGGAGAGCACGUCUGGAUCUGGGUCGGGGUCCGGCUCCGGUUCGGACCGCAGCGACGUCAGCCAUGGAAGUGUGUUCGGGCUCGGCCAGGUUUACCGCCCGAUGGCGCGGGCCGGAGGGUUCGAGCCCGCGGACUGCGCCAUGAGCCGGCGGCAUGAGGUGGAGCGGGAGGAGGCGGAGGACCCGCUCACCUCGCUCUCCCUCUCCCUCCCCGGCACGGCCACAGAGGUCCAGGGGUUCCACCACGACAGCUCCCACAGCCACUUCCACCAGCCGUCUCCAUCCCCGCCGUCGCCGCCGCCCCCUCCGGCGCCGACGUCGUAUCCGUUCAGCCCCGAGUUCGCGGCGGUGAUGCAGGAGAUGAUCCGGGACGAGGUGCGGAGGUACAUCUCCGGCGUCGGCUGCGGUGCCAACCUGCCGUCCAUGCCGCAGGUGGUAGACGGCGUCAUGCGUGCUGCGGCGGAGCGGGCCGGUGGGGUCGCGAGGACGCAGUGACCAAGAUCAAUCCAUCCAUCCGGUCGAUCAAUCAGCUAGGACAAGCCGCCAUUUUCUCAGUGGUCAUGCUUCAUUUCGUUAGGAUCUGUAGUCUGAAGUCUGAACUGAAUUAGCAAUGGGAGAAAGAAGACUAGGCAGAGCCAAGCUAAGCUUAAGCUAUCGCUUUGCUUCUUUCUUUCUGUAUAUACAAAUGAAAUGGAAAGAAACA
Molecule: messenger RNA, 1193 nt
Organism: Triticum dicoccoides
Lineage: Eukaryota; Viridiplantae; Streptophyta; Magnoliopsida; Poales; Poaceae
Product: transcription factor MYB44-like
Exons: 1
Coding region: 110-985 (291 amino acids)
Biological process (GO): regulation of DNA-templated transcription
Cellular component (GO): nucleus
Molecular function (GO): DNA-binding transcription factor activity, RNA polymerase II-specific; RNA polymerase II cis-regulatory region sequence-specific DNA binding
Source: RefSeq, a predicted model, not a curated record